GUGAGAGGGAGAGAAAGGGAAGGAAAGUGACACAGAGCGAGAGAGAGAGAGAGCGCAAGACAGAGGGAGACAGAGAGAGAGAGAGGACAAGGGACAGUGAGUCUCUCUGAAGUUUUUUUCUCCAGUACUGAGACAUCAUCUCCCCCACCCUGACCAUCAGCAGGCAGGCGAAAUUUCUGGACAAGUGACGGCCGCUGCCACGUGAUGUGGUUCCUGGAGAGCGUAGGCCGCACAAUGACGGGGCCCAGCGACGGAGGGAGGACCCGAGGACGGCGCCAUCGACCGGGGCAGGCACAGGGUGGCCACCCGAACGUGCUGACCCCGGACAGGAUCCCUGAGUUUUUCAUCCCGCCCUCGCUCGCCCCCGGGAGGGCGUCUCCCUCUCGCCCACGGAGGCAGCGGCCCACCCGGGGUGAAAGGGAGGAAAGGGAGGAGGAAGAGGGGCCUGCAGGCCUCAUCCCGCGGUGCGCUAACCCUGGGGAGAUUGUCUGCCUUUCUGAGAGCCCGCACACCCGCCGGAAGGAGUCACUUUUCCAUGGCCCCGAUCUCUGCCACCCCGGGGAGAGCUCUCCCAAGGCCUGGUGCAGGGAGGCAAGCCUGAGCACUAGGCCUGAGUCUCAUGCCCGAGAACCAAGCCUGAGCAGGAGGCCCGAGGCUUGGAGUUUGAACACUAGGCCCAAGGCUCAGAACGGGGCUGAAAGCCUGAGGCCUACACCGGAUGCCCAGAGCCUGAAUGCUUGGCCUGAGGCCCGAAGCUGGACCCAAAGCCUGAGGCCUAGGCCCAAAGCCCAGAGCCUGAAUACUAGGCCCAAGGCCUGGAGCUGGGCCCAAAUGUUGAGAUCCAGGCCUGUGUCCCAGAGCUGGGCACAGAGCCUGAGGCCUGGAGGCCUCCCGGACAGCGACACCGCCUCCUCCUCGGCCGAGUCCUCGCCCUUCAACUCUCCCUCGCCCGCUCGCCUGCCGCACUGGGCCCUCACUGUAGACGGCGACGACAGCAGCUCGUCCGAGAGCAGCCCCGUGGUCCCCCGGAGGGCUGGGCGGGAUUUGGGAGGCCCCCUCCGCUAUCCAGCCACCCCCCGACGGCAGCACCCGUUGGGCCUGGCGGGGGAGGUGGAGGAGGAGGGGUGCUGGGUCACUCUGGACACCGGGGGCAGGCUCCUUCUGUCGUCAGAAUACACGGCAGAGAGCCGGCUGCUCCGCGUGAGGCUGGUGAGCGGGCGGGGCCUGUACCCGGACUCCUUCCCCGCCGCAGGGGUCAGCUGCUGCGCUGCCCUCUGCCUCUUGCCCGGGAGGACCCAGCAGCAGCGGAGCACUGUCGUCCGGAGGAGCCGGAGCCCAGUCUUCGACCAGGAGUUUGUCUUUGAGGGGGUUGCCGUGGGCGACCUCCAUGACAAGGCCUUGGGCCUAAAGGUCAUCAACAAAGGCUCCAGGAUGAGGAGGGAUUGCGUUUUGGGACAGACCCAACUAGGCCUGGUGGCCAUCUUGUCUGGCAACCACACAUUGGCCAAGGGUUAGACCCAGAGUGAGUGCGAGGGGCGAGGGAGGGGGACGGAUGGAGGGGGAGCGAUCCCUCGCCUGCAAGCCAAUGUUAGGAAAACUUUUUGAUUUCCGUCUGUUUGUUCGUCUGCUCGCUGCUUUUGUAAUAAAUUGUUGCCAUUGACGACG
This is a messenger RNA of Hemiscyllium ocellatum (epaulette shark), 1665 nucleotides long. Its product is annotated as C2 calcium-dependent domain-containing protein 4D-like. The record is from RefSeq and is a predicted model, not a curated record. NCBI's taxonomy places the organism in Eukaryota, Metazoa, Chordata, Chondrichthyes, Orectolobiformes, Hemiscylliidae. The coding region runs from base 205 to 1515 and encodes 436 amino acids. The transcript has 2 exons.